This is a messenger RNA of Drosophila serrata, 5644 nucleotides long. It is a transcript of the gene svr, whose product is annotated as Carboxypeptidase D svr. Gene Ontology annotation, biological process: peptide metabolic process; protein processing. The record is from RefSeq and is a predicted model, not a curated record. Gene Ontology annotation, molecular function: metallocarboxypeptidase activity; zinc ion binding. NCBI's taxonomy places the organism in Eukaryota, Metazoa, Arthropoda, Insecta, Diptera, Drosophilidae.
AAAUGGUCCCACUGUGCGGCGGCGACGGCGACUGAGCGGGCAAUGGGCGCUUAAGGCCAAUCAACGCAGCAAAUUUUCAAACAGUUGAUUUUUCGAGGCUGAGCUGCAACGACGACAUUUACACUGGACUAGCCAGCGAGAACCGACGAACGGGGACGCCACCGCCAAAGACAAAGGAGCAGAGCGCGCGCAGAGGAGCAGCGGAGGAGUGUGGAGCUGAAAAGUAACUGUAUCGCUCAAUUUGCACUCCAGUGAUAAACGGCAGCAGCUAUCAGCCGGAGCCCGUGGCCUCUGAAAGAAUCAUCGAUAAAGACAGAAUCAAGAUGCUGGCGCUGUGGCUUUCAAUGGCUCUCGCUCUCGCAACGGUCGGCAGCGGGUACAUCAUCAAGGAAGAUGAUUCCUUUCUGCAGCAACCCCACUACGUGAGCCAGGAGCAGCUGGAGGACUUGUUCGCCGGACUGGAGAAGGCCUAUCCCGACCAGGCACGCGUCCACUACCUGGGCCGUUCGCUGGAGGGCAGGAACCUGCUGGCCCUGCAGAUCUCGCGGAACACCCGACAGCGGAACCUGCUGACUCCGCCGGUGAAGUACAUUGCCAACAUGCACGGAGACGAGACCGUCGGCAGGCAGCUGCUAGUGUACCUGGCCCAGUAUCUGCUGGGCAACUACGAGCGGGUUCCGGAUCUGGGCCGGCUGGUUAACAGUACGGACAUUUACCUGAUGCCCACCAUGAAUCCGGACGGCUAUGCGUUGUCGCAGGAGGGCAACUGCGAAUCGCUGCCCAACUAUGUGGGUCGCGGCAAUGCGGCCGGCAUCGAUCUGAAUCGCGAUUUUCCCGAUCGCCUCGAGCAGUCGCACGUCCACCAACUGCGCGCUCAAUCCCGCCAGCCGGAAACGGCAGCCCUAGUGAACUGGAUUGUGAGCAAGCCGUUCGUGCUCUCCGCCAACUUCCAUGGCGGCGCCGUGGUGGCCAGUUAUCCGUACGACAACUCCAUUGCCCACAACGAGUGCUGCGAGGAGAGCCUGACCCCGGACGAUCGAGUGUUCAAGCAGCUGGCCCACACCUACUCGGACAACCACCCGAUCAUGCGCAAGGGCAACAACUGCAACGACAGCUUCUCCGGCGGCAUCACCAACGGCGCCAACUGGUACGAGCUGUCCGGCGGCAUGCAGGACUUCAACUACGCCUUCAGCAACUGCUUCGAGCUGACCAUCGAGCUCUCCUGCUGCAAGUUUCCGGCUGCCAGCACACUGCCGCAGGAGUGGGCGCGGAACAAGGGAUCGCUCCUGCAGCUGCUGCGUCAGGCGCACAUAGGCAUUAAGGGUCUGGUGGAGGAUGUCAGCGGCUACCCCAUAGCCGAUGCCAAUGUCUACGUGGUUGGACUGGAGGACAAGCCCAUACGGACGUCGAAGCGUGGCGAGUACUGGCGCCUGUUGACCCCGGGCCUCUACAGUGUCCAUGCUGCUGCCUUUGGCUACCAGGCAAGUGCCCCGCAACAGGUGAGGGUGACCAACGACAACCAGGAGGCACUGCGCGUCGACUUCAAGCUGACGCCCGUCGAGACGAACUUUGAUGGCAACUUCCGGAAGGUCAAGGUGGAGCGUUCGGAGCCGCCGGAGAAGCGCAAGGAGCAGUUCCAUGGCUUCCUCACCCCCACCAAGUUCGAGCAUCACAACUUCACGGCCAUGGAGAGCCUCCUUCGCGACAUCUCGGCCAGAUAUCCCUCGCUGACCCGCCUUUACAGCAUUGGCAAGAGCGUCGAGGGCCGCGACCUGUGGGUGCUGGAGAUAUUCGCCACACCCGGAGCCCAUGUGCCCGGCGUGCCCGAGUUCAAGUACGUGGCCAACAUGCAUGGCAACGAGGUGGUGGGCAAGGAGAUGCUCCUGCUGCUCACCAAGUACCUGCUGGAGCGCUAUGGCAACGACGAGCGGGUGACCAAGAUGGUGAACGGCACCCGGAUUCACUUCCUCUACAGCAUGAAUCCCGACGGCUACGAAGUGUCACGGGAAGGAGAUCGCACCGGCGGUGUGGGACGGGCCAAUGCGCAUGGCAUCGAUCUGAACAGGAACUUUCCGGACCAGUACGGGACAGAUAGGUUCAACAAGGUGACGGAGCCCGAGGUGGCCGCUCUGAUGAACUGGACCCUGUCGCUGCCGUUCGUCCUGUCCGCCAAUCUCCAUGGCGGCUCCCUGGUCGCCAACUACCCGUACGACGACAACGAGAACGACUUCAAUGAUCCCUCCAUGAGGCUUCGCAAUUCGAGCAUCAACGGGCGCAAGCCCAAUCCCACCGAGGACAACGCCCUGUUCCGACAUCUGGCCGGGAUCUAUGCCAAUGCCCACCCCACCAUGCAUCUGGGCCAGCCCUGCGAGCUGUUCCAGAACGAGUACUUUGCCGAGGGCAUCACCAACGGGGCGCAGUGGUAUAGCGUCACGGGGGGGAUGCAGGACUGGAACUAUGUGCGGGCCGGGUGUCUGGAGCUAACCAUUGAGAUGGGCUGCGACAAGUUCCCCCUGGCCGCUGAGUUGCCCAAAUACUGGGCGGAUCACCGCGAACCGAUGCUGCAGUUCAUCGAGCAGGUGCACCACGGCAUACAUGGGUUUGUGCACAGCACCAUCGGCACGCCCAUCGCCGGCGCCGUGAUUCGCCUAGAUGGCGCCAACCACUCCAGCUAUAGUCAGACCUUUGGUGACUACUGGAAGCUGGCGCUGCCGGGACGCCACAACCUCACCGUCCUGGGUGACAACUAUGCUCCGCUGCGCGUGGAGGUGGAGGUGCCGGAGGGCGAGCCGCACGAGAUGCGCAUGGACGUCACCCUAAUGCCGGACGAUCCGCAGCACUGGGCGUCGGCCAACGAUUUCCGGAUCAUCGAGAACGUGGUGAACACGCGGUACCACACAAACCCGGAGGUUAGGGCGCGCCUGGCCGAGCUGGAAAACCAGAACGGGCAAAUAGCGAGCUUCGGUUAUGCGGACAACGAGUUCAGCAGAUACUUCAACUACCUGAAGAUGACCUCGGAUAUAGGGGAACCCGAGGAGCACAAGUACAAGCUAUUGGUGGUGAGCUCUCUCUAUGACACGGCCACUCCGCUGGGCAGAGAGAUUCUGCUGAAUCUGGUACGUCACCUGGUUGAAGGCUUCAAGCUGCAGGACGCCUCGGUGGUCCAGCUGCUACAGCGCAGCGUCAUCUAUUUCCUGCCACAGACGCAGAAGUUCCAGCAGGUCUUCGAUAUGUACAAUCUCAACUCUUCCAUUUGCGAUCCCGCUGGGGAUGAGCUGGCGGAGCGCAUCCUCAGUCCAGAGACCGAUCAGGCCAAGGACAUGUUCCUGCAGUUCCUGCACAGCGAGAACUUUGACCUAAUGCUCACCUUCGGUGCAGGCAGCUCCGACCUGAGCUACCCGCGCGGCGACUCAGUCCUGGAAAAGUUCGCCCACAGCAUGCAGCGCACGGAGUUCAAUUACUCGCCGCUGCAGUGCACCAGCUCCGCCACCAGGCAUCAGCACCAGAAGACGACGGAACGCCUGACCAACAUGAUGUACCGCCUGUACAAUCUCCCCGUUUACACGCUGGGCGUCGCCUGCUGCCGGAUGCCCCACCACAAGCAGAUCGCCUCCGUGUGGCGCAAGAACAUUGACAAGAUUAAAAACUUCCUGGCCCUGGUACGGACGGGAGUAAGUGGUCUGGUGCAGAACGACAAGGGGCAGCCGCUGCGCGAGGCCUUUGUCCGGCUGCUGGAGCAUCAGCAGCGCGUUUACAAUGUGACUAAGAACGCGGCACGCUUCCAGCUGAUGUUGCCUCGCGGCAGUUACGGCCUGGAGGUGACCGCCCCCAACUACGAGUCGCAGAUACUCAAUGUUGACAUACAGGAUGGCCAAGUGACGGAGCUGGGCAUUGUCCACCUGCACCCGUUCACGCUGAUACGCGGCGAGGUGCUGGAGCUGCCGAAUAAGUUGAGCGGUGCAGCUGAAGCUGUGGCUGGCACCACCAGCAUUGCGGGCGUCGUGCUGGACGAGAGCAAUCACCCGGUGCGCAAUGCCAAGGUCUCGGUUGUGGGCCAAGCCAAGCUGAGGAACUUCACCAAUAGCCUGGGCCAGUACCAUUUGGCCGCGGUGCCCGUGGGCACCAUCACGCUGAAGGUGGAGGCGCCUCGUCACCUGGAAGCUACCCGGGAGUUGCACCUUAGUCACGGCGGUCACUCUGGCGCCACGGAGAAUGUGGUUUUCCGCCUAAAGGUCAACGAGCAUGUGUUCGGCUUGCCCCGAUUCCUCUUCAUUCUGUUCGCCAGUGUCCUGAUCAUCGUCGGAGUUGUGGUGUGCGUGCUGUGCGCUCAGUUCUGGUUCUAUCGCCGCCAUCGGGGCAACAAGCCGUACUACAACUUCUCGCUGCUGCCGCAGAAGAGCAAGGAACAGCAUUUCGAUCUCGAGGACGACGAGGCAGGCGACGAUGGCGAGACGGAGCUGUUUCGAUCGCCCAUUAAGCGUGGCAUGACUAUUCAGCCGUACUUCGAUGAGGAGCAGUUGGAGCGCAUUCUGCACACAGAUGACGAGGACGAGGACGACGAGGAUGGGCCGCGCAUGGAGCCGGAACUGGAUAUAGCCGAUGACAGUGGCGAUGAGAUUGUGAUGCUGCACAAUCAUGGCCAGAAGCGUCGCCACUAAGAACAGAGGUGGCAGAGGAAAUCCCAGCCCACGACAAAACACACACACACACACACACAACAUAACUGUGAUUCAAAACGUUUUUAAGCGAUGAGGACAGAAGAAGCCAGCGCCAGGCAUUGCUCUUACCUUUUAUUUAUCUUUUUUUUUUGUACAUGUAACUUAAUUAAUUGCGCCAGCGCUUUUAUGUUAAUGAGCAUCACAAUCGUCAGCUUUAAAUAGAAAAUGUUGUGCCCCAAAAAGACGAACCAUACCGUACCGGUGAAUCCCUCGAAUCUCUCGCCCAGCCUCCGGCUUUAGCCCCAUUCGAUAUCUGCACCUGUAUCUGUAUUUGUCCAGCCCAGAAGAGAACUGUAGGCGUUAUAGUAUAACCUAACUAAGACUGAGAGAUUUGCAACUCUAUAGCAACAAAAAGAAUAGAAGAAGCCACAGCAAAGACAUGAAUCUAGCGAAAUAGUCAAUUGUAAAUUGUAUUUGAAAAAGCAAGUUUGUUAAUUGAAAUGAUGAACAAACCUUAGAACGUGGCUCAAAAUGGCUUUUGAAUUGUUUUACAACUGGAAAUUAGUCAAAAAAAGUGUGCAAUUAUGCUACAAGUAUUUGUUUAAAGACAGAAUCUAACGUUUUAUGUCCAUCUGGCUUCCAGAAAAGAAACCACGGCAGCGAGGGAAAACCAAUUGUGCAGCUGUGCCAAGAGAGAAAGAAUAUUAACAGAGUUAACACAGAGCUUUUGUAAAAUUUUCCUUGAUUAACUUGAUAUUAGACGUACUAAAUAUACACCAAAAUAUAUAUAUAUAUAUUUACUGCACGAUUUUAACCGAUUUAAUUUACUUUAAGCUAGAGCACAUAGCCAAGACGAAAAGCGUUAAGACAAAGGUGCAGCAUUUACCAAUAUACUAUAUACCCAUAUAUCGUAUACAUAUCCACAAAAAUAUGGCAAUUAUACAACUAAAUGUAAACUGAAUGAAUAAAUGAAUGAAUAAUGUCCA